Molecule: messenger RNA, 498 nt
Organism: Aspergillus homomorphus CBS 101889
Lineage: Eukaryota; Fungi; Ascomycota; Eurotiomycetes; Eurotiales; Aspergillaceae
Exons: 2
Coding region: 198-419 (73 amino acids)
Source: RefSeq, a predicted model, not a curated record
AUGAUGACGGGGACAAGUUAUUAUAGCUUACUUGAUUGCUAGAUCUGUGAAAAGAAAACCAGCAGCAUCUCAGACCCGCAAUUGUCGAGACUCUUUGACUUUUUAUCUGGCUGCCCAAAGCUUAUCAAACCCGACCAUCGCGGGGAGACUCCAGAGGGACAGACAAAGCAGCAAGAAACUACAUUCCGAUUUCAAUCAUGGACGAGCCUACGGACUAUAACCAAUUCAUAGCACAGAUCUCUGUAAAUCUCAAUAAUGCACUAAAUACAUUCGGUGCUUCGUCGCCCCAAUUCCAGAAUAUCUUGAAUAUUCUGAAAGACUGUUUGAAAGAAAUGGACAAUGACAGAGCGCGCAGGUCGAGAGCUCUAGAUCCCGACAUGUUGAGCAUCGCCAUGGGCUUUCUGGAACUGGGAAACUAACCAACAUGGCGAUGUUGAAGACCAUCGUUAUUAUCUGCCUAUCCGGGCAGUGGGUGCCUGCAUCUCUUUGAGUCGGACC